AUUUGCAAGCAAAUAUUAAGGGUCCAAGCACCUCCAUCACCACUGCGGAACCAGGCAACACCAUACUGGCAACUGGUGGAUCCAGACAGCCACAUACUGAUGAGGCGGUUGAUGGUGAGAAAGAGCCCAUCGGUACACUAAUGAAGGGGUUGGACACCAUCGCUCCUCUGAUCUGCUCUAUACAAGAGACCCCUGAUCCUAUCCCUACUGAUGUACAAGGAACCAUUCCCUCAUGGAUCAAUGGCAAGCUGCUCCGCAAUGGCCCAGGGAAGUUUGAGUUUGGAAACACACACUACAACCACUGGUUUGACGGGAUGGCUAUGCUGCACCAGUUUAACAUUGAGAAAGGUCAUGUGACAUACAUGAGUCGGUUCCUGCACAGCGAUGCCUACAAGAUGAACACUGAAAGAGAUCGCAUCAUGAUGUCAGAAUUUGGAACCCUCGCUAUGCCUGACCCCUGCAAAAACAUUUUCCAGCGUUUCCUGUCACGGUUUGAGAUGGACAAGCCGACAGACAAUGCAAGUGUGAGCUUUGUCAAAUAUAAGGGUGAUUACUAUGUCAGCACUGAGACAAACUUCAUGCAUAAAGUAAACCCAGAGAACAUGGAAACAUUGGGAAAGGUGGACUGGAGCAAGUUCAUUGCAGUAAAUGGAGCCACUGCUCACCCACAUUAUGAUCCUGAUGGCACCACCUACAAUAUGGGCAACUCCUAUGGUAGCAAAGGAGCGCUGUACAACAUCAUCAGUGUGCCUCCUGAGAAGACAGAUGCCGAAGACACGCUUCAAGGAGCCAGAAUCGUGUGUUCUAUCGUGCCUGCAAACAGGUCUCAUCCCUCCUACUACCACAGCUUUGCUAUGUCUGAGAACUAUGUGGUGUUCAUUGAGCAGCCAAUUAAGAUGGACUUGCUGAAGAUAGUCACAUGCAAGCUGAGAGGUAAAGCUCUAUCCGAGGGAAUCUACUGGGAUCCAAGGCAGGAAACAGUCUUCCAUCUUGUUAGCAAGCACACAGGCGAGGUCAGCUCAGUGAAGUAUCACACCAAAGCCAUCUCUGUGUUCCAUCAGAUCAAUGCCUUUGAGGAGGAUGGUUUCUUGGUGCUGGAUAUGUGCUGUUCAGACGAUUGCCGAGCUAUCAAGAACUAUCUCCUCCAAAACCUGCGCAAGACAGGAGAUGGACUAGAUGAGGUCUGUUUAUGCGCAUGCACAUUACAGGACCAGGUGUUCUGCCAGCAUGAGGAUCUCCAUGGAGAUGAUCUCCACGAGUACGGUAGCCUGGAGUUUCCUCAGAUCAACUACAGUCAAUUUAACACACGGCCGUACCGCUACUUCUAUGGCUGCGGCUUUCGCCACCUGGUGGGAGACUCUCUGCUGAAAAUGGACCUCCAAAACAAAACACUCAAGGUCUGGUGCCAGAAGGGUUUCUACCCAUCAGAGCCUGUGUUUGUGCCAUCACCUAACGCCACGGAGGAGGACAAUGGAGUCAUUCUGUCUGUGGUUCUCACCCCGUCUCAGGAUAAAGGAACAUUUCUCCUGUUUUUGGAUGCCAAGACUUUUGAAGAGCUGGGACGAGCCAGUGUGCCUGUUAAUAUGCCCUAUGGCUUCCACGGCACCUUCACUGCCUCUGGAUAAAGUCUUUUCAUUCAUGAUGAAAGAAUACCACAUAGUGUUUACUGCGCAGCAGCUCCGUGGUGGUAUAAUUACAGCUGCAACAUUAGCAGAUGCCGAUGAUGCCCUUUUAGUGGCUGAAAACUAACGUUAUGUUACAUCAAUCUUCUGUUUGAGCAAUAACUUCUAAUAGUAAUGGCAUUAAUAAUCUUCUAGCAUUUUAAUUAUGAAUCACUUUCAUUCUGCAACCACAUGUAACUGACAGAGAUAUAGAGCACCAACAGGAAUACGUGACUUAUCACGGGCACUAAACCAUCUCAACCAAGUAAUAAAGA
Molecule: messenger RNA, 1936 nt
Organism: Thalassophryne amazonica
Lineage: Eukaryota; Metazoa; Chordata; Actinopteri; Batrachoidiformes; Batrachoididae
Gene: bco2a
Product: beta-carotene oxygenase 2a
Exons: 12
Coding region: 141-1625 (494 amino acids)
Biological process (GO): retinal metabolic process; carotene catabolic process
Cellular component (GO): mitochondrion
Molecular function (GO): carotenoid dioxygenase activity; beta-carotene 15,15'-dioxygenase activity
Source: RefSeq, a predicted model, not a curated record